Paramecium tetraurelia is the source of this 690-nucleotide messenger RNA. RefSeq lists its product as uncharacterized. The record is from RefSeq and is a predicted model, not a curated record. The transcript has a single exon. Lineage: Eukaryota; Ciliophora; Oligohymenophorea; Peniculida; Parameciidae.
AUGAAUUUGCUGAAUCAUACGAUUUAACUAUUACAGUAGGCUUUGUAGAACUUAUAAUAGAUGUAAGGAAAAUAGGAAGCGAAAGAUAUUUUACCUUAAUUAACUCAAGUAGUAGAUUCAAUUCCGGAAGAAUUCAAAGAAUUGGUUCCAUAUUAAGUGGAAGUCUCUGACUAACAUUUGAAUCAUCGCCAAAGCAAGGAGUUAAUAAUCAAGACAGUUGAAUAAUUUCGAUAGUGGAGAGCACUGGAAUGUUUGAAAGCGGAAACCUUUGAAGAAGUGAUGGCAGCUCACAAUCAGUAUUAUUAUAGAACUUUGAGGUAGCAAGUUUAUAGAUUCAUUGUAAUAACAGAUGGAUUUCGCUACUCAAGAGGCGAAGCUAGAGAGAAGCUUGCUCAUUGUCCAUUUUGUAAGUUUUAGAAUCUUCUCACUUACGUAACAGCUCAUGUUCUUAAAAAGCAUGCUAAUAAUUAUUAAAUUUAUAAUUGCUCAAUUUGUAACAAAGAUUUCUAAUCACAUCGCUUGUUGGUCAUGCAUAUCCACAAUUAUCACAAAGAAGGAGUGAAACCUAAAAAGAGAAAUGGCAUGGCUCCUAGAAAAGAAAUUAGUGAAUAGGAAUAGGAAAAAGAAUAAGAAUAAGAAGAUGAAGAUAUUAUAUUUGAAGAUGCUGAUUCACCAGAAAUAUCAUUAUGA